Molecule: messenger RNA, 1677 nt
Organism: Cladophialophora immunda
Lineage: Eukaryota; Fungi; Ascomycota; Eurotiomycetes; Chaetothyriales; Herpotrichiellaceae
Exons: 4
Coding region: 1-1677 (558 amino acids)
Source: RefSeq, a predicted model, not a curated record
AUGUCCGGAGUGGAAGCAGCCGGUCUUGUCCUGGGCGCCAUUCCUCUCAUCAUUUCCGCCCUCGAACACUGUGAGGAUGUCGCCGCUCCCACAAUUGCGUUCCUGCAUUGGAAGCGAUAUCUGGGACGGUUGGUCCGGGAGCUCUACACGAUCCGUGUCUCUUACGACCAAGCCAUCCGCCUCCUCCUGGCUCCUUUGGCUGACCUCGCCGACCAAACCACGAUGAUGGAGGAUCCGCAAAGCCCAUUGUGGAGGGAGGGAGACAUCGCCGACGAACUACGAGAUAGAUUGGGUCCAGUAUAUCACCCAUUCAUCCUCACCAUUGAUGAAGUAACAGAGAUCCUGGUCGAGAUAGCCUCUUCUCUCAAUAUCCCUGGGUCCCAGCAGGUUGUCACAAGUCAGACCCUCCUUCCAGUCGUCGCUUCCAAUUUGCCGACCGCAAACACUUCUAACAUUCGUAACAACUUUGAUUUCAGACAGAGGAUCAAGUUCACGAUGAAGAAGAACCGAGCCAAAACCUCACUAGACCGCCUGGAGGCUUGUACGAGGAGAAUCGAUGCCUGGGUCGCAAGAGCCGACAAGCUGCAGGAGGAAACUCCACAGAGUCGUCUGAAGCUGAAAUUUUCUGCGUCGCUGGGUACUAUCCAAGAGAACGCGAGCAAGAUAUAUGGUGCAAUUUCACGAAAUUGGUGCACCGACAAGCCUAUCCAUGUUGCUCGCCUACUGCUCGAGCAACGGCUGCUGAGGUCCAAGAAGCGGAAGAGGCCCUCGCAAUCAGCCGGUGUGAGCUCGGUGGCACAGGCAACUUGCUUUGGGUUGAGUCUCUAUGGGGAUUGCUGCGCGCCCUCUGGGUGGUUGAACUCGGAAAUCAGGAUCGACGAAGUUCUGCCAAGCACGACGACCGUUCGCGUGACGAUAUCGGUCCCAGGGACUGCCGCCGACAACACUGCAAGUCUGCAAGGCAUCACAAACUUUUGCAAAAUCAUCAAGGAACCCAUUCAUCCCUUUGUGGGGUUCUCCCUUGAUGAUAUGGGAUGUUUGAAGUCGUACUCGUUGAAGAUGGGCGCCGAACAUGUUCCAAACUCUCUGACUCUUGAGGAGCUCCUCCCACAUUUUGGGCGCAGACUCCCGACCGAGCAGGUGUACGGACUGGCCAUCACCUUGGUUGCCUCGAUUUUGCAACUCAGUCAGACUCCAUGGCUGGAAUCGAAGUGGAGCAAGAAGUGCAUCUUGUUUUCAAGGGCCAACAACAACCUGCCGUGGACUGUGGACCUCAAAUAUCCCUAUCUAGCCAACUCUUUUCAUUGUGUUGGACAUCAAGCACCCAAUGGCCCACCUGUCACCCACGGCUGUUCGAAUUUGCUUACCUUGGCGAUUAUGCUGCUUGAGAUCAAUUCAGGGCAGCCGGUCGAGCAGAGACGUCAAGAUAGUCAAAAGGCCAACACCCCGUCCGACGAUCAGUCGGACCUCCAGCUAGCGAGCAAAUGGCUCAAGGAGGAAAAGUCUCAUGGGAGGAUAUCCUGCGGGUUCUUCCAGGCCAUACUGACGUGCUUACAAGACUACCUCAACCCUGACGCCAGUUUCGCGGACGAGGGAUACUGCGCUGCUUUCAAAGAGAAGGCUCUAGUGCCACUCGAAGAGGAAAUGGAGAUCCUCCUUUACGGACUUCCCAGGUAA